UUGUGCGGCAGUACUACGAGGUGCAGGUCUACGACGAGUUCGUCAUCAGCGGGAACACGGCGGUCAUCAAGUGUCACGUGCCCUCCUUCGUCAGGGACUACGUCAGCGUCACCUCUUGGGUCAGGGGCAACGGCGAGCGUAUUGUCUCUGAUGUUCUCACAGGUGGACGGUACUCGGUGUUCGGGACGGGCGAGCUCCACAUUCGUCACGUCACCAAGGCUGACGAGUUCCAGUCGUACCACUGCGAGACCCAACACGUCCUCACUGACGAGACCACCAUCUCUGCUGUCGCUGGCAGGUUGAUGGUGAACGAGCCGAGGUCGUCUGUGCCGCCAAGGAUCACAGACUCCCGCUCCGGUGUCACCGCCACCAUCAGACGGACAGUGGAGCUGCCGUGCGCCGCCCAGGGCUUCCCCAUCCCCCACUACCAGUGGCAUCGGAUGUUUGGGGAGGAGGAGGUGGCGGUGGUUCAAGACGGGCGCAUCCAGCAGGUGGGCGGGUCGCUCCUCAUCCGUCAGGUCACCGCCGCAGACGCUGGCAGAUACGUGUGUGUGGUGUCGAGCAGCGUGGGUUCGGAGAAGACCCACACCAAGCUGGAGGUGUGGGCGCCUCUCACCGCCCACAUCAGCCCACAAGUUCAAACGGUGGACGUGGGCGGCGUGGCCACCUUCAACUGCUCCCCCGAGGGCUUCCCACAGGACACCGUCACCUGGAUCAAGGACGGGGAGCCGCUGGAGACGGGCGGACGGGUGCGCCUGGUGGGGCAGCGGACGGUGGUGGUGGACGACGUGCGACGGGAAGACCGCGGCAUGUACCAGUGCCUAGUCUCCAACACGGAGGGGUCCGCGCAGGGAUCUGCGCAGCUCAAACUUGGAGAUGCGGCGCCGCAGCUAGUGGACACGAGCGGGCCGCAGGUAGUGUCCCCCGGGGCCCGGGUGGCUCUGGUGUGUGUGGUGCAGGGGUCGCCGCCCCCGUCACUCUCCUGGACCAUGCGAGGGCUCCCCGCCAUCACCGCUGACCCUAGGAUCAACGUCGAGCAGAAGGUGGAGGGAGACCAGGUGGUCAGUCGUCUCAACAUCAGUAGCGUGCGGGUGGAGGACGGAGGCCAGUGGAGGUGCUUGGCGGAGAACCGGGCGGGCCAGGUGGAACACAUGGGCCGCCUCAACGUCCGUGGACCUCCGACUAUCCGGCCCAUGCGGCCCAUUAGCGUGGUGGCCGGCAGGACCGCCUCCUUCCACUGUGUGGUAGCCGGCUUCCCCAUCGACUCCAUCUAUUGGGAGAAGAAUGGAGUGGUGCUGCCGGUGUCAGAGCGUCAGGAGGUGCUGGCCAACGGUACGCUGGUGGUGCGCCAGGUGUCCCGCGAGGCCGACGGAGGACAGUACACUUGCGUCGCCUCCGCCGGGGAGAACACUGCCAGAGCCACUCUCCAGGUCAAUGUUAUGGUGCCGCCCCAGAUAGACAAGCGGAUGAUCUCACUGGGCUCAGGAUUCCCUGCCAAGUCUCGCGCUAGGAUCAUGUGUGUGGUGGAGCGAGGAGACUUGCCUCUGUCCUUCGCCUGGACCCACGACGGCCGCCCUCUCUCCCCAGGGCCCACCAUCUCCGUCAGGUCCCUGGACGAGUACACCAGCGUGCUGCUCUUCACCUCCCUCCGCCAGGAGGAUGGCGGCAGGUACACCUGCACCGCCACCAACGCUGUCGCCUCUGAUGCCCAGACUGUCCACCUCGUGGUCAAAGUGGCUCCGUCUUGGAAAGUGGAGCCUGAGGACGCAUCAGUAGUUGUGGGAGCAGACCUCCUGCUGCCCUGCACCGCCCACGGCUCGCCCACGCCCACCAUCACCUGGCGGAGGGCCCAGGGCGCCGUCCCUAGACAGUACCGACCCGUCAGCACCCUCGGUGAUAACGUCAGGGUGGAGCGGAACAGCAGCCUGACUGUACGAGGGAUCAGGAGGAACCAGGGCGGCGAGUUCCUCUGCAGCGCCUCCAACGGUGUCGGCUCCGAUCUCUCCAAGUCCGUCACCGUCACUGUCAAGGUUCCGCCACAGUUCGUGGAGCGAGAGGAGAACGUGACGGUGACGGCGGGACGACGCGCCCACCUGGUGUGUGAGGCGCGGGGAGACCUGCCCAUCACCACCAUCUGGUCCUCGGGCAACCCUCCUGCCAGGCUCUCAAACGACGUGAGGAGCGGGGGCCUGAGUAUCAAGGAGACCAUACUCAAUGCUUCGUCGACACCCCCGUCGACGUCCACUACCAUCUCCUCCUCCUCUUCCUCCGGUGAACCCUCGCUUGGUGGAGGCGUAGAAGGUUACAGGUCGGUGAUGAGCGUAGCCACCAAGUCUCGUCAUGACUCUAAAAUCUUCUACUGCCUCGCCUCCAACGUCUACGGCAACGACACUAAGAAAGUCAACUUGAUUGUACAGGAGGUGCCGGGAACACCGGGGUCCCCACGGGUGGUUGAGAGUGGUUCUCGGACCGUGAACAUCACCUGGGCCGCCCCCACCCACGACGGCAACUCCCACAUCUCCAUCUACAGGAUCCUCAUCAUCAACAGCACAGACUCGUGGAUGAACGUUGGUAGGAUCAAGACGGUGGAAGUGGCGACGCCUUUAGCCCACAUUUCUGGUCUGGCCCCCGCCCACGCCUACCUGAUGAGGGUCGUGGGCGUGAACUCUGUUGGCACCUCGCAGCCCAGCCCGGAGGUGCGGGUCACCACUGCCCACGAGCCGCCCACCAUGCCGCCCACCAAUGUCCGGGUUAUACCCAUCUCCUCCACCAGCCUUAGAGUCACCUGGCAGCCUCCAGAGACCGUCAUGUCCCACCGCCACGGGCUAGGUUACUACGUCGGGUACAGGGUGGCCAACUCGUCAGAGCCUUACCGCUACCAGAACCUAGAACCCUCCGCCGCCGCCCUCUACCGCCCAGAGGCGACGCUGAAAAGUUUGCACAAGUUUACUAGUUACGAUGUGACUGUGCAGGCCUUCAACUCCGCCGGGGCGGGGCCCAGGACUGCGCCAGUCACCGCUGCUACUGAAGAAGACG
Procambarus clarkii (red swamp crayfish) is the source of this 3036-nucleotide messenger RNA. Lineage: Eukaryota; Metazoa; Arthropoda; Malacostraca; Decapoda; Cambaridae. The record is from RefSeq and is a predicted model, not a curated record.